Bactrocera neohumeralis is the source of this 2217-nucleotide messenger RNA. RefSeq lists its product as uncharacterized. The record is from RefSeq and is a predicted model, not a curated record. The coding region runs from base 1 to 2217 and encodes 738 amino acids. Lineage: Eukaryota; Metazoa; Arthropoda; Insecta; Diptera; Tephritidae. The transcript has 3 exons.
AUGGAAAACUCAACUAAAGUUACAGUAAAAAGUCAGCAACCAAUGCUCGUUGCCAUGCAAAAGCAAAUCAAUGCUCUGAGUAACCAACUGCGAGGUACCCAGGUAAAGUUGAAGGAAAGUGAACGCCAGUGUAAACUUCUGAAGUCCACGAUACAAGUAGAGGACGGAUCAAGGUCAAAUUCCAUUGCGACCUCAGUGGAUCCCGUUGUAGAUACCGCUACACAACCGAUAGCAGUCUUAACGCAGACAACAACGAACUCGCAGAAUAGUUCGAACAUUUCUAUGCCGUUCACGUCAGCGUAUACAGCCGCCACGCAUACGUAUACUCAGUGCCCUUAUGAAGGUACUACAUCGCCGAUCUUCACAGCCACCGCCACCUCCAUAGGUACUAUGCCUUCAACUUCAUUAGAGUCGCAGCCAUUUGUUAACGGUGGUCAUACCACAAGAGAUUGUCGCCGACGGAAAACAUGCAGAAUGAACGGUUGUCAAAGAAUACAUAACAAACUGUUACACGAGCCACCGAGGAACAUGUCAAAGCUACAAAGGGUUGAGAUUCCACCUGGACCAACCACAGCCGAUGCAGUACUCAGUUGUACAGACAGUGGUAUGAAUAAACAAAAAGUGUUGUUUAGAAUAGUUCCAGUUACAGUGCACAGUCACAAAGCUCGAAUUAAAACCUUCGCUCCACUGGUUGAAGGAUCAUCGAUAACUAUGGCCGAUUCUUCUUUGAUUGAGCAGCUCGGAGUAAAGGGUCAUCAAAGCCGAGUAUCCCUACAGUGGCUGGGUGGAAGAGCUGCUACUGAUAAUGCAACUAUCGUCGACAUCGAGAUUAGUGGUUCCAGUUCAGGCCAGAAAUAUAAGUUGCAUCAUGUCUACGGCAUCCAGGAUUUACAACUUCCGAUACAAAGUUUGCAGAAAGCUGACGUAGAUGAAGCUCGUUUGAAAAGGUUGUCGAUUCAAACGUACGACAACGCCGUUCACAAGUUGCUUAUGGGAUUAGACCACAGCCACUUGGGAAUUCCUAGUAAGAUCGAAACCCUACGAUAUAAGGGUCCUUAUGCCGCACAUACUAAAUUAGGUUGGGUCGUCUUCGGGCCGACUGAUAACUUCAGUCAAGCGAAGACGUCGUGUUUGCAUAUGUCCGUCUCGGAAGAUAAAUAUCUGCAUGAUAUGGUGGCCGAUUACUCAAGUAUCGAGAGCUUCGGUGUACGUCCAGCACCACUCGUCGAGCCUGACGAUGAUAAAAGAGCGCGCCAGAUACUCGAGUCCACGGUCACGAAGAUUAACGGACGUUUCCAAGCCGGUCUCCUGUGGAAACGAGAUAGUGUUCAGCUCCCCGACAGCUACUCCAUGGCCGAGAGAAGACUGGUCGGAAUCAAGCGCAGCCGUCUUAGGAACACGACUGCUAGAGACUAUCGUCAGAGAUCAUUCAGAUAUCAUUCAGUUGCAAUCAAAAAACGCUUGAUGUGGAGCGAUUCCAAAACUGUUCUGAGUUGGAUUGGAUCGGGAACUCGUCGCUACAAACCAUUCGUAGCACAUCGUGUCGCAGAAAUUCUCGCCGCUACCGACGCUAACGACUGGCGUUGGAUACCGUCAGAGAAGAACGUUGCUGAUGAGGCAACAAGACCAAGUACGACAUUCGAUAGUCAUCCAACUUCGCGAUGGCUAAAUGGGCCGUCAUUUUUAACGGAAGAAGAAGUAGCCUGGCCUACGUCUGAAGGAAUCCCUGAUCUGUUAGAAGAGUGUGAAGAGCUUCGCCCGAAAUUUGUAAUGCUAGCCGCGCCGUCAUGUGUUAUAGACAUGACAAGAUUUUCAAGUUUAACUAAGCUAAAGCGAACGGUCGCUUGGGUCAUCCGAUUUAUGGAUUUGUGUCGUCACAAAAAAGUGGAAGGGUGCCUGAACGCCGAGGAAUUAAAAGUAGCCGGAAUUUUCCUAUGCCGCCUUGCCCAAUCUGCCUCGUACUCACUUGAGAUUAAUCAAUUGAAAGAAGGCGGAAAUGUAGAGAAGGGGUCUGAGUUAUACACACUCUCCCCGUUUAUCGACACGGAAGGUGUUAUGCGUGUUAGCGGACGUAUAGAUGCUGCCAGCUGGCUUCCGUAUGAUACCACGCGACCUAUCAUCCUAGCACCAAAUCAUGAUCUCACUCGCUUGCUGCCGAUCUUUCGACAGAUGCAUGCACCUCAUCAAUCGUCGCGGUAUGCCAGGAAGGAUUCGUAG